Knipowitschia caucasica is the source of this 1026-nucleotide messenger RNA. NCBI's taxonomy places the organism in Eukaryota, Metazoa, Chordata, Actinopteri, Gobiiformes, Gobiidae. The record is from the annotation of a GenBank genome assembly.
AUGGCUACCGCUAGCUGCCUCCCCUCCCCUUGCUUCUGCCUCCCGCCAUGUUCGGGCUCCGGACCGCGAAGGCUCAGUCCGAGGACAUGGAGUGAUAUUCACCAGACACAAAGACCCGCGCUACAGCAGGUGGAGGCGGACUCUGCAGCCGCCGCAGACUCCGAGAUGGAAGCCCUCAACUGGAAGCCCUUCAUCUACGGAGGGAUGGCCUCGAUUGUCGCAGAAUUCGGCACGUUCCCCAUCGACCUGACCAAGACCCGGCUCCAGGUCCAGGGUCAGUCCCAGUACACGGAGGUGCGCUACAGAGGCAUGUUCCACGCUCUGUUCCGGAUCGGCAAAGAGGAGGGCGUCCGGGCGCUGUACUCUGGAAUCUCUCCUGCUCUGCUGAGACAGGCCUCGUACGGGACCAUCAAGAUCGGGACCUACAACACCAUGAAGCGCUUCUUCGUCAGUCGCCCUGAAGACGAGACGAUGGUGAUAAACGUCUUCUGUGGCGUGGUGUCUGGAGUCCUGUCCUCUUCUUUAGCCAAUCCCACCGACGUCCUCAAGAUCCGGAUGCAGGCGCAGGGCAGUCUGCUGCAGGGGAGCAUGAUGUCCAACUUCAUCAACAUUUACCAAACAGAAGGAACCAAAGGCCUGUGGAGGGGUGUGAUCCCCACGGCUCAGCGAGCGGCCAUUGUUGUCGGUGUGGAACUUCCUGUUUAUGACAUCACCAAAAAACACCUUCUUCACUCCGGGGCCAUGGGAGACACCAUCCUCACGCACUUCAUCUCCAGUUUCACGUGUGGCCUGGCGGGGGCGCUGGCCUCCAACCCGGUGGACGUGGUGAGGACACGGAUGAUGAACCAGCGCGUCCUGUCUGGGGCGCCGAUGUACAAGGGCACGAUGGACGGACUGAUGCAGACCUGGAAGAACGAGGGAUUCUUCGCUCUCUACAAAGGAUUCUGGCCCAACUGGCUCCGGCUCGGCCCCUGGAACAUCAUCUUCUUCAUCACAUUUGAGCAGCUGAAGAAACUCCCUUUUUAA